AUUACAUAUGUCUGUAAUUCUAUUUUGAGGAUGCUAAUCAAGUAUGCAGAGGACUUUUGCUGGUUCUUCAACUUGAAGAUGAAUUCCAUGCACAAAAGAGCUGGACUCAUCAGUGGGACAUAUUGAACAGAAAACAAAGACAUGCUUCUGUGUUUCUGUAAAAAACAUAGAUAAAGCUGGAUAGCAUAAUGAGAUUCCUCACAAAUAUCUAUAUCUUUACUUGUGCCUUUACAUUCACACUAUGGAAUAAUAUUCAGCCAACUGUAGAAGAUGAAUUUAUUGCAAAUUAUUCAAACAGUUUGCUAACUAAUGUUCCAAAAAACAUUCCAGUCUGUACUCAAGUAUUAGAUUUAUCACAUAAUAGGAUCUCUGGACUUAGUACAUCAGAAUUUAUUCAUCUUUCGGACCUUCAAGUACUAAAUCUUUCUCAUAAUCUAAUUACGGUGCUUGACUUGAGUGUCUUCAUUUUUAAUGAAAAUUUAGAAUACUUGGAUUUAUCUCAUAAUAACAUUUCAAAAGUUUUCUGUCUAACGCUUGCAUAUCUUAGACAUUUAGAUCUUUCUUUCAAUAAGUUUACUGCCCUGCCCAUCUGUCAGGAAUUUGGGAACAUGUUUCAUUUGGAGUACCUUGGAUUAAGUGCUACGAUGAUAAGAAUGUCAGACUUCAGGUAUAUCAAACACUUGCAGCUGCACACUGUCUUCCUGAACUUGGGAAACUUUUCACUGUAUGAGCCUCGGAGUCUGACAGUCUUGACUACAAGGAACCUCCACAUCGUUUUUGCAGCAAACCAAAACUUCACUUUUUCCCUCCUGUAUGAUGGAAUGAGCACUUCAGAAAACUUAAAAAUAGUUAACUUAAGAUAUACCUUGAGUUAUAAAGACUUCCCCUCUCCACCUUUAAUGCUUCUGAAGAAAAUCAAGACAACAACUCUCACACUUGAUGCUGUGGACUUACAAUGGGCUAUAAUCCUGCAAAUUUUUCUUCUUAUUUGGUAUUCACCUGUGGAACAUUUGACUGUGAGAAAUUUGACUUUUAGGGGACCCCUGGAGGAGCCAACUGAGUAUGCCUUUCUACCCUUAUUAAGCUCUGUGGAACAAUUAAUCUCUUUGGAUGGCUCCAUGAAAGCAUUAACUUUGGAGCAUGUUCGUAAUAAGGUUUAUUAUUUCAACCAGGAGAUUCUAUACAGACAGUUUUCAGAGAUGAAUAUUGCCAAUUUGACAAUAGCUGAUGCAUAUAUGCCACACAUGCUUUGUCCCAACAGAACAAGCUCAUUUCAGUAUUUAAAUUUUUCUCACAAUGCCCUGACAGAUGAGUUGUUCCAGAACUGUGGCACUCUCAUGGAUCUGAAAUUACUUAUUUUGCAGAAGAAUAAAUUUGAGAGCCUUCGCAAAGUGAGCUUCAUGACCAGCCGUAUGAAAUCACUGAAAUACCUGGACAUGAGCAGCAACCUGCUGCGCCACGAUGGAGCUGACGUGCAAUGCCAGUGGGCUGAGUCUCUGACAGAGCUGGACCUGUCCUCCAACCAGUUGGUGGAUGCUGUGUUUGAGUGCUUGCCAGUCAACAUCAAAAAGCUCAGCCUCCAAAACAAUCAGAUCAGCAAUGUCCCCAGGGGGGUGGCGGAGCUGAAAUCCUUGGAGGAGCUGAACCUGGCGUCGAACAGGCUGGCCGACCUGCCGGGGUGCAGCGGCUUUACGUCCCUGCAGUUCCUGAACGUCGAGAUGAAUUCGAUCCUCACCCCAUCUGCUGACUUCUUCCAGAGCUGCCCAAGGGUCAGGGAGCUGCAGGCCGGGCACAACCCGUUCAAGUGUUCCUGCGAGCUGCAGGCCUUUAUCCGCCUGGAGAGGCGGUCAGGUGGGAAGCUGUUUGGCUGGCCGGCGGCGUACGCGUGCGAGUACCCAGAAGGCUUGCGAGGAACGGAGCUCAAGGACUUCCACCUGAGCCUGCUGGCUUGCAACACGACGCUCCUGCUCGUGACGGCUCUGCUGCUGACGCUGCUGCUGGUGGCCGCGGUGGCCUUUGUGUGCAUCUACCUGGAUGUGCCGUGGUACGUGCGGAUGACGUGGCAGUGGACGCAGACGAAGCGCAGAGCUUGGCACAACCCCCCCGGAGAUCUGGGGGCCGUUCUGCAAUUCCACGCCUUCAUUUCCUACAGCGAGCGCGAUUCGCUGUGGGUGAAGAACGAGCUGAUCCCGAACCUGGAGAAGGGGGAGGGCUGCGUGCAACUGUGCCAGCAUGAGAGAAACUUUAUCCCCGGCAAGAGCAUUGUGGAGAACAUCAUUAACUGCAUUGAGAAGAGCUACAAGUCGAUCUUUGUGUUGUCUCCCAACUUUGUGCAGAGUGAGUGGUGUCACUAUGAGCUGUACUUUGCCCAUCACAAGUUAUUCAGUGAGAAUUCCAACAGCUUAAUCCUCAUUUUACUGGAGCCAAUCCCUCCGUACCUUAUCCCUGCCAGGUAUCACAAGCUGAAAGCUCUCAUGGCAAAGCGCACCUACAUGGAGUGGCCAAAGGAGAGGAGCAAGCGCACCCUAUUCUGGGCUAACCUCAGGGCAGCCAUUAACAUUAACCUGCCAAUAUCCAGUGAAGCAAAUGAGUAGGAGAGUGAUGUUACACCUAUGAGUAAUAUAAGUAUGUGAAUAACUGACUUGACUUUUUUGUAUUAAACUCUGUUAAUAUUUUUUUCUGUUUUCUUACAACAUUCCCAGUUUGUUGCAAAAUGUGACACAUAUAGAAAUUGCUAUUGCUUAUUCAAACCAUCCAGGUAGUCAGAAGUCAUCUGUAGUUGCCCAUCACCAACAAAGAGAAUGACAGAGAAAUUUUCAUGAUUGACAUAAUUUUUAAGUUGUGUUUAUUUUUCACUUUCCCCAUUGAAAGCCAUAUUUGAAAGUAACAAGAAUAGUGGUUUAUUUGGUGUAAUCAGGCUGCCAAGGCAUAAUUUAAUCUUUGUUCUGAUGUGAAUGCUGUGAGGUUAAGAUUGUAAGGAUCUUCUUUCUUGGUUUUAAUUAAAUAACAGAAAGAAGAAAACUCUUGGUUGAAUCCCAUCCAGUAUGCUGGUACAGUAAGUGUUAAGAGUACAGUAUCCACACCCUUUUACCUGUUAUCCCUUCCUGCAAAUCUUUCCCUUCAUCACAGAGAGACUUUCAUGGGUAUGUGCUGAAAAGUUGAAUCCAUUAAUUCUUGUUUGAUGUUCUUCCUUUGCUGUAUUAAACAUUACCAAUUGCCUAGAGACAGAUACCCGCCAAGUCAUGGGUUCAUAGAAUUUGCUAUUCAGUCUUCAAAUGCAUAGUUAAUACCUGUAGUUAUUAUUUUUUAUAGUAUUGUAAUAUUGCUCCUUUCUGUUGUGAUUCUAUGAAGCUAUACUGGGUUGCAUGCUUUUUCUCUUUCCUAGUACUUAGAAACUUGAUGUUUGGAGGUGAACCCCUUUUAUCUCCAGGCUUCCACUGAACUCUGUUAACUUGCUCAUUUAAUGAGCAGGUGCUGAGGGUCAUCACACAGGUGAAAAAAAGAGUAAUUUUCCCUAGGAAAUAACUUCUCUGCUAAAAUCUUUCUGAUUAAACUAAUGGUGUUUGUUAGUAGGAGAAAUAGUAACUUGCUGUGCUUGGAUUCAAGAGUCUAAUAAGUAUCUAAUUCUUUAUCUGUUAUUAAAUUCCAUGUGUCAUUUCAAAGGUGAUGUAGA
This is a messenger RNA of Onychostruthus taczanowskii (white-rumped snowfinch), 3673 nucleotides long. Its product is annotated as toll-like receptor 1. Gene Ontology annotation, cellular component: membrane. Gene Ontology annotation, biological process: inflammatory response; cellular response to bacterial lipopeptide; toll-like receptor signaling pathway. The coding region runs from base 189 to 2594 and encodes 801 amino acids. NCBI's taxonomy places the organism in Eukaryota, Metazoa, Chordata, Aves, Passeriformes, Passeridae. Gene Ontology annotation, molecular function: transmembrane signaling receptor activity; Toll-like receptor 2 binding; lipopeptide binding. The record is from RefSeq and is a predicted model, not a curated record. The transcript is spliced from 2 exons.